AUGGCGGACGCCCGCAAGUCGGUCGCGUUCAGCGAAGGAUCGGUCAUCAUGGAUACCAACGGCCAGGUCACAGAGGCACCGGCCUCUGAGAAGCCCGUCGACAACGAGGUCGAUGAGGUCACCGACAUGUUCAAGGGCCUGUCCAAGAAGAAGAAGACUAAGAAGUCCAGCAAGGAGACUGGUGAUGCCGACGAGGCCGCCGCCGACGGCGAAUUCGAUGCCUCUGCCCUGAAGAAGAAGAAGAAGAAGCCCAAGAAGGAUGCCGGCGAUUUUGAGGCCAAGCUGGCUGAGGCUGGUAUCGAGGAAGACGCCGACAAGGAGCAAGGGGAGGACUCCAUCCCCGAGGGUGAUCUCGAGGCCGGCACCGGUAUUUGGGCACAUGACGCUACCCAAGUCAUCCCAUACUCUCUCCUAGUUUCGCGUUUCUUCUCUCUGAUCGAGAGCCACCACCCCGACAUGCUUUCCAGCGGCACCAAGGCGUACAAGAUUCCCCCGCCCCAAUGUCUGCGUGAAGGCAACCGUCGUACCAUCUUCGCCAACAUUGCCGAUAUCUGCAAGCGCAUGAAACGGUCUGAUGAGCAUGUUAUGCAAUUCCUUUUCGCAGAACUCGGAACAAGUGGCAGUGUGGAUGGCAGCAAGCGUCUAGUCAUCAAGGGCCGAUUCCAAGGAAAGCAACUCGAGAGCGUUCUGCGCAAGUAUAUCGUCGAAUACGUUACCUGCAAGACCUGCCGCAGCCCCGAUACCGAACUCAACAAGGGCGAGAACCGUCUGUACUUCGUCACCUGCAACUCCUGUGGAUCUCGCCGUUCGGUCGCCGCCAUCAAGACCGGUUUCCGAAGCCAGGUCGGCCGCAGAAAGCGCACUGGUUAA
This is a messenger RNA of Penicillium canariense, 870 nucleotides long. RefSeq names its product translation initiation factor eIF2 subunit beta. Gene Ontology annotation, cellular component: eukaryotic translation initiation factor 2 complex. Bases 1 to 870 code for a protein of 289 amino acids. Gene Ontology annotation, biological process: formation of translation preinitiation complex; formation of cytoplasmic translation initiation complex; translational initiation. The transcript is spliced from 5 exons. The record is from RefSeq and is a predicted model, not a curated record. Lineage: Eukaryota; Fungi; Ascomycota; Eurotiomycetes; Eurotiales; Aspergillaceae. Gene Ontology annotation, molecular function: mRNA binding; translation initiation factor activity; translation initiation factor binding.